AUGGCCUCCACUACUACCUACUACGAUCAGUCUUCAGACUAUAACUGGCUUGAUGCCAUUUUGAAGAACAAGUCAUUUUGCGACCCACGAACAUUCGAGGUUCACCAGUGCUUUGUCACCACGCAGGUGCCUCGCAAAUCCUCUUCUCGACCACGGACAUUCAACCGAGAAGUCCUGGUCCACACCCCUCCGGAAAAUCGGACGAGAUCCGUGUCAGAAUGGGUAGCCGAUAGUGCACCUAGCUGGAGAGAGGAAAAGCCGGAACAAGCUCCCUCCAUCAACUCCACCGACAAUGAGGAUGUCGCUUCUAUCACCUCGUCGACUGUCUGCUCCUCCCCCGACGAGGACAUCCCGACAUUCUCUCAACUGGAGGCAUUCCCACCUUACCCCUAA
Messenger RNA from Penicillium argentinense, 393 nucleotides. RefSeq lists its product as uncharacterized. Lineage: Eukaryota; Fungi; Ascomycota; Eurotiomycetes; Eurotiales; Aspergillaceae. The transcript has 2 exons. The coding region runs from base 1 to 393 and encodes 130 amino acids. The record is from RefSeq and is a predicted model, not a curated record.